Molecule: messenger RNA, 1009 nt
Organism: Morus notabilis
Lineage: Eukaryota; Viridiplantae; Streptophyta; Magnoliopsida; Rosales; Moraceae
Product: nascent polypeptide-associated complex subunit alpha-like protein 2
Exons: 4
Coding region: 108-791 (227 amino acids)
Biological process (GO): protein targeting to membrane
Cellular component (GO): cytoplasm; nascent polypeptide-associated complex
Source: RefSeq, a predicted model, not a curated record
AAUAUAACAACAGCAAAAAGCUUAGCCAAUCUGAAGAGCUCUUUAGCUAUCCCCACACCCACAACACUCCAAAACCGCAACCCAAUCUCUUCGCAUUUCGCCCUAAAAUGUCACCGGCUCCCGUCGCCGAGCCCGCCACCGCCGCCGCCGCGGAGCCUCAGUCCGAGGAAAUUCCGAUAACUGACGAAUCUACGAAGACCACUACUCAGAACGAGGAAGAGACCGUUGUUGUCGAGGACGUUAAGGACGACAAGGAUGAGGACGACGACGAUGACGACGACGACGACGACGAUGAUGAGGACAAGGAAGAUGGCGCUCAAGGAGCAAAUGGGAGUUCCAAGCAGAGCAGGAGUGAGAAGAAGAGCCGCAAGGCGAUGUUGAAGCUUGGCAUGAAACCAGUUACAGGUGUUGGCAGGGUCACCAUCAAGAGAACCAAAAAUAUCCUAUUUUUCAUCUCAAAGCCUGAUGUUUUCAAGAGCCCACAUUCUGAGACAUAUGUCAUAUUUGGGGAGGCAAAGAUAGAGGAUUUGAGCUCUCAGUUGCAGACACAGGCUGCCCAGCAGUUCAGGAUGCCAGACAUUAGUUCUGUGACGGCCAAAUCUGAAAACCCUGCGGCAGCUGCUGGACCACCAGCAGACGAAGAAGAGGAGGUGGUUGACGAAACUGGUGUGGAGCCUAGGGAUAUUGAUUUGGUCAUGACACAGGCAGGAGUGUCGAGGAACAAGGCCGUCAAGGCUCUUAAGACUAGCGAUGGGGACAUUGUCAGUGCUAUUAUGGAGCUCACCACCUAAGUUGCCCUCUUCAUUUUCUUUAGCUGUUAUAUUUUCCUGAUUAUCAGUUUUCCAAACAGUUGUCAUCUAGUUAUUGUACUUAUAUUGUUUCCCAUUUAUAUGGAGGCUAGAUUACGCUUUCAUUUUUGUUGGACUGAGGACUUUCAGUCAAUUAGAGGGUCUGUAGUUUCAUUUACUUAUUCUUACCUUUUGAUUUAUUAAGAUUAAUAUUUCAUUCU